AUGGGUUUCCUUUACUCGCAAUUCUUCGUUACUCCCAAAUAUCCGAAACAGUCUUUCGCCGAUCAAACGGUGCUCAUCACCGGCGCCAAUGUCGGCUUAGGCAUGGAAGCUGCACGUCACAUCACGCGACUAGGCGCCGCUCGAGUGAUUCUUGGUGUUCGAAAUGUGACUGCAGGCAAAGAGGCCAAAGCCGCCAUUGAGAAAUCUACAGGCCGCCCGGGCGUCUGUGAAGUGUGGGAGAUCGACCUAGCCUCCAACGCCUCGGUCCUUGCCUUUGGCGAACGUAUCUCGAAACUCCCCAAGCUCGACGUAGCCAUCCUCAAUGCAGCAAUUGCCACAACGGAGUUCAGCACUGCCGAAGGAUAUGAGCGAAGUGUCACUGUCAAUGUCAUCAACACUCUACUCCUCGGCCUUCUUCUCCUGCCAAUCCUGAAGGCCACGCGACAAAGGAACCCAUCGCAUACACCCCGACUUACCUUCGUUGUGAGCGAGGUACAUGCAUGGGUGGAUUUCACAGAAUGGAAGGAAGACGCGCCCAUGAAAGUCGUUAGCGACCAAACAAAAGCCAAAAUGGGCGAGCGGUACCCAUUAUCGAAGCUGCUCCAAGUGCUGCUUGUGCAGGAACUAGCAGGACGGGUGCGUGGAUCAGAGGUGAUCAUCAACAUGCUCAAUCCUGGUCUCUGUCACUCACAGCUGGGGAGAGAGGGUGGUUUUAAGUUCGCAGUGAUCAAAAUGAUAUUGGCGCGAUCGACCGAGGUUGGAUCUCGAACGCUAGUGGCAGGCGCUGCAGCUGGACUUGAAAGCCACGGCGCAUAUAUGACUGAUGGAUAUGUGAAGAACAUUAUGCUUUCGCCUUUUGUGCGCAGUGACGAGGGGCGUCAAGCCCGUGAGAAACUAUGGGCCGAGUUGUCGUCGAUCCUUGAGGGUGUUCGACCUGGAAUCAUGCAGAAUGUCUAA
This is a messenger RNA of Penicillium hordei, 957 nucleotides long. RefSeq lists its product as uncharacterized. The transcript has a single exon. Lineage: Eukaryota; Fungi; Ascomycota; Eurotiomycetes; Eurotiales; Aspergillaceae. Bases 1 to 957 code for a protein of 318 amino acids. The record is from RefSeq and is a predicted model, not a curated record.